Molecule: messenger RNA, 3109 nt
Organism: Eleginops maclovinus (Patagonian blennie)
Lineage: Eukaryota; Metazoa; Chordata; Actinopteri; Perciformes; Eleginopidae
Gene: znf740b
Product: zinc finger protein 740b
Exons: 7
Coding region: 237-1046 (269 amino acids)
Biological process (GO): regulation of transcription by RNA polymerase II
Cellular component (GO): nucleus
Molecular function (GO): DNA-binding transcription factor activity, RNA polymerase II-specific; RNA polymerase II cis-regulatory region sequence-specific DNA binding
Source: RefSeq, a predicted model, not a curated record
GGGCGCCUGGCCAAUCACAACCCUUCCCGAGAAGCUCUUCCGGUGGCGUUUCCUGUCAGUGUUUGUAAACUGAGAAAAAAUUGGAAGUGCGACAAGAAAUAAUAACCUACAAAACUCUAAAAAUCAAAAGGCUUUGGCCCCUGAUGAUUUGGGUGGGUGUGGUCUCUUCUGUAACCCCUCAUCCUAAGUGAAGCCCCCCCUGUUCCCACAAACACACACGCAUUCAAACAACGGCGAUGACACACCAUUCAAACAACUCUGUUCGAGACCAUAUGAAAUGGGCUGGGUUGCUGGGCUGCGAGGCGGUGCUGUCCAGCAUGGCCCUGAUGCAAGCCAACAACAUCCCAGGCCAGAAGAGGAUGAUGUCACCCUUGGGUCAGGGGCACAGGUCCAGUCCCGAGAGUCACCAAACCCACUCGCAGCUUAGCCACAACCAACACGGACUCCAGGUCCACCACCAACAACCUCACCAAAGCCACAUGGGCCAUCCUUCAGCUGGGAGCUGUCCACCGCUGUUGAUCCGAAAAGACGGGGAUUAUCACUCAUCAAGACUGGCUGAUGGAAAGGACAUGCAGGCAAACCAGAAUAUGCAACCCAAGAAGAAGCACAAAAAAGCAGGAUCAUCCAGCAAAGUUAAAGUCGAGCAUUUUAUUCCGACAAUGGAUAUGGACGACGAUGACAGUUCCUUGAAAGUCCAGAAGAAUUUCAUCUGUGACCACUGCUAUGGAGCUUUCCGGAGUAGCUAUCACCUCAAGCGACACAUACUGACACAUACAGGAGAGAAGCCAUUUGCUUGUGAUGCGUGUGAUAUGCGGUUCAUUCAGCGUUACCACCUGGACAGACACAAGAGGGUGCACAGCGGAGAGAAGCCGUACCAGUGUGAUCGCUGCCAUCAGAGCUUCUCACGGACAGACAGGCUGCUGAGACAUCGGCGGCUAUGUACAGUGGGGAUGAGCAAAGAGGAAAGCCAGUACUCACAGGAAGCAUCUGCCCAUACAGCUUCCUGGAGCCCCCUACAGCCUUCCAACAACCGACUGACUGUCUGACCCCGCUUCACACAGAGACCCUACAGACAGCAGUCUGCAGCUCAGUAAUGUCGCACAUUGGAGCUCAACAGUACUGUAACCAGAAAAACAGCCUAGCUUAUACUCAACCAAACUUUAUUUUGCCCUCGCCGGCUCGUUCACAGAGCUUGAUAGUGGAUUUUUGUAUUUUUCUUAUCUGCUUUCCAUUCAUGAUACAGACAAAAAAGUGGAACGACUAAUUCACAGGUCUUGGUAUUACGGCAAUAACUGAAUGAAAUAAUGUACAAGUCUCCUUUUUAUCUAAAAAGUUUCCGGUAUUUUUUUGGGAUUGCUUCUGAGGGAUUGGAUUUUUUGACUGCAAUGUAUCGUGCAGCACCUCUUAGGUAUCCUGUUGACCUGCAGUCAUCUCAGUGCUGCCCUCUACUAUAUAUGGACAAUUUGCUAAAGGACACACAUACAUUACUGUUAAUGUUUUACGGUUUCAUUUCUCUUUUUUUGUAAAUGUGUGUUACUAAUGCUACUUUUCAAGUACCAGCUACUGCUCAUAAGGGAAAAGGUAAAUGCAGUCCGUGCUGCCACAUAUCCAAUAGUGAAAGGUGUUUUGUGACCUGAAAUAAUAUUGAUGUAAUUUUAUAUUACACAAUUUUAAACCUUACAGAGUAAAAUGUUAACUGGGAAUUAAUUUUCACUUUAUGUAGAAGAUUGCAUUAUUUCAACCCUAUUUUAAAUGGAUCUAAAAGGCCUGUCUUAUCUGCGUCUCCCACAGCUGUAGAACUACGGUGCAACAAGUACCCAGCACAACUGUGACGUACAAACAGGUUGAAAAACACUAAUGGCUAAGUAGUUGCUCCUCAGAUGUAAAAUGUCAAACUAGUCCUGGUAUUAGUUAAGUUCUGUGGUGCCUGUUUGCUCUCAUAUUCACUGGUCGACCUUGUUUUAGAGGGUUUUUUUCCUGACAGUUAAUAGGUUACACUGAUGAAAUACAGUAUAAGGAAGGACACAUUUCGCAAGCUGUUUUAUCUAAUAACAUGAUGUAAGAGCAACCUGUCUGUUCCAGGAAUUGCGCUUCUUGUAAUAACCCCCUCAAUAUAAAUGAAUGGUUUUACUGUCUCUGUUCCUAGAAAGCACUGUCAGUUUUAUUGUUUAAUGCUCAGCGAUUAGUUUUUUUUAAGACUUUGAAAGGCCAUCCUUUCAAGAGGGCUUAGCUGAGCUUGUUCCUGAGAUUUACAUUAGGACACAAUUCGAUUAAAAUCAGUCCUAAAAACUAUUUUUACUGGGGCUACAUGGGAAAUGUUGUUGUACCCAAUUCAUUAGUUUAGUUUAGCCCUCAUAAUCCAGAUCCAAACAGUUGAUAACCUAAUGCGACUCAUCCAUAGCUUUGACAUCUCACCUCCAAAUGUGAUCUGAAUACAGUGCGUGUCACUUUAUCUCCAGUUUAACCUUGAGAAUCUUCAAUGAUGAUGAUGAGCAAUGGGGCCACGCAGUGUUUUGUCCAAUGAAUACUUACAUUAUGUUAUCUUCAGGCCUCUGUAUGAUGAAAUCCGACUGUAAACACUGGACGGAAGAUGUUAGCUGGGUUGUAGAGGAUUGUAUUUUAGACUGGUACUUCUGUCGCAGCCAGACGUUUAGAUAAUGUGAAAGGACUAUGGGGCCCCAUCACUGACUUGUCUACUUUUUAAUGAAGUUAAUAUAUAUUUAAAAUGUAUUAGGGGUAGAAAAUAGUAUGUAUGGGACCUACAUUUCAAAAGAAAAUCAAAGUAUUUACAAAGUUAUAAUCCUUAGUCUGAUGAUUCCUUAUGAAAAACAGCAAGACAACCUUCAACUUGCUGUUAGGUGUAAAGUAAAAGCUGCCAUUCUUCUUUUUUUUGUAUAGCAGCCAUGAUUAGUCAACCGUUUAUUUCUUUUGCAUGUAUUUGUUGGAGGAUAUUGUAUACAUUUUGUUUUAGAAAAGAUAUUUUUUUAAAUUUGAGCCCAACCUUUUUUGUCAUUUCAGGGGUGAAUUGAAAUCAAUUGUCAAUCAUACUGUAGUGAGCGGAGUUUUAGGGCCUCAAGUCUUAAUAAAGCUGUUACACUUUUUAAACAAA